Molecule: messenger RNA, 540 nt
Organism: Drosophila ficusphila
Lineage: Eukaryota; Metazoa; Arthropoda; Insecta; Diptera; Drosophilidae
Exons: 1
Coding region: 83-406 (107 amino acids)
Source: RefSeq, a predicted model, not a curated record
UUAACAAAUGUCAUAAUUUACUCCUCAAAUUAAAUACAAAAUUUUCUCGGUUCGUAGCUAAAUUCGCAGUUUUUUAAAGAAAAUGUCUGUGGAGGAGGCCACCUUGAAUCUUCCGGCUCAGGUAAUAAACUUGACCAUCGAAAAGCAAGUGCUGCUGGAGCGACUUGAGAAGAUCCAGGACAUCCUCAAACUUCUAGAGAAUCGCGACGAAGGACAAACCUGCACGGUUUCUGCGGGAAAUGUCUACCAAGUCACCACCGUGAAGAAUUUGAGGGUGUUUCUGGCCAUCAACCGGUCCGUCACAAUCAGCUAUUUUGUUAAGGCCGACAGGAAGCUCCUUCAAUUACAGCAGAAUAUGAACCAAAGUCUCGUCAACACCAACAACAGGACGGAGACAUCUUAUUAGAACUCAAAUGGCAAAUUAAAUAUUUUAUUUUUAACAAAAUUAUUGUAUGCAAAAGAUUUAAUAUGUAGUUAAGAAUAAUAUUUAAAUAUUAUUUAAAUUCUCUCUGAAUAAAAAACUUAUUAAAAUUAAACAAA